GUAAGCUUACCAAUCGCGCACUAUUCAUUGAUUUUCCCUAUGAAUGAACGGAGUUUUUAUUAUUGAAAUCCGUGAUUUCUGUAUAUACAGGUCGUAAAUUUCGCAACAACUAACACAAAAUAGACCAAAACGUUUAUACGUGUUACAGUCCUUCUUUAAAUCAGUUCAGAUAUGUUCUUUUUGUUAUAAUAUUUAAAAUAAAUUUAAAAAUAAUAUAAUAAUAAAAUAUUUACUCUAUAAAUGCUAGGAUCAUAAUUGGCAAUAAUAACGGCUAUAAAUUUGUGUGAAAUGUUGUAGUGAAGAUGCUAUAAAUAUUAGAAAGCGUUAAAUGUGAUUUAUAAGAGUUUGUAGUAGCAACUUUAAUUUUACUAUGAAUAUAAUGAAUCAUAAUCGGAUUGUCUUUGUGUUAUCAAUUCAGAUAGAAUUCAAACAUUAAUUGAAUCUAAUCCACAUUAAUUGGAUUUAAUUUAAUUAAUGGAAUCUAUAAUGUCGGGAAAUCGGAUUAUUGAUAAACAGAUCCAUCCAAUUAUUUUAAUGGAAGUUUCGUUGCUCAAAAUCAAGCGACAGAGACAUAUUGAUGAUAGAUAUUAAGUUCUCAGUAUUAAUGUAUGUUAAUAAGAAAAUAAAAGUGCUUCUUGAAAACUUUAUUGAAAUUAUUGAAUCGUCGAUGAACGGUAGUUCACCGAGAGAGAGAGAGAGAAGCAACUCGCGGUGACAUGAGGGAGAAAAAAAGCGGGAAAAGGAAAGGAUAAUCGAAAGUAGCCGAAGCGUGACUUGAGGAAGAAAAACAUAACGAUUUGUUUCGGGGAUUCUGCCGCAGGUUUUUAACGGCUCGUGGUCGUGUCGCAGUAGCGACAAUUGAUUCGCGAUGGGAUAAGCGUGGUGCAAGAAGUAGCCAGAUGUAAUUGUUGGUUCCUUCCAGAGAGACUAGAAAGCUGCGGCGAAGCGAAACGUAUAAAAGAGCGGUGACAGAGCCUUUCUCUUUAGUUUAACGAACCGAAUUACUAAGUUUGCUAUCAGUUCAUCAUGAAGAUGACGAACAAUUUGAGCAUCACGCUGUUUCUGCUGUGCGCAAUUUGCGCCGUACUAGGCGGACGUCGUUACAUCGCGAUUCCCGUUGACGGUAUCGACGGCAUUGACAUAAUCGAGGUGAAUCCAAUCACACCGUCGUUGCCGAGAGUGCCCCGACAAACGGAGGCAUACGUGCACGUACCCAACAGCGUUAUUCACCAGGAUGAUCCCGAGAUACAGCGUUCCGAGCGAUCGGCCGUACGUGUGCUGGAUUACGUUGACUACGGGGGACACACCGGUUCCAACGGAGCCUUUAGUUGGUAUGCUGACUAUCCGGCUCAUCGUUUGUAAUUUUCCAACUUUAUUAAAUAGAACGGAGCGCCCUGGGAAUAUUUAUUGUUAAUGAUGUAGUAAUUAAAAAAAUAAUGUAUAAUGCAUAUGCAACGCAAAGAGAAAGAGACUUAUGCAUGAAAUUAAGAAUUGGAACUUGAAAAAUUCUUUCGAAGAGGACACGAGAGGAUAUUUUCGAUAUUAAACAGAAUUCGAGAAUUAAA
Ooceraea biroi (clonal raider ant) is the source of this 1565-nucleotide messenger RNA. RefSeq lists its product as uncharacterized. Lineage: Eukaryota; Metazoa; Arthropoda; Insecta; Hymenoptera; Formicidae. The record is from RefSeq and is a predicted model, not a curated record.